CCUGUUUUUCAUUGUAGUAAAUUACUGACAAAGAAAGAGGGCACUCGCGUUCAAGCGAAAACUCAUGCUGUUUAAUCAGUGGCGAAGCAAAUAUCACAGCCAAGUUGCCACAGACUGCGUUGUUGAAGAACAGACACAUUGCUUCACAGAUUCAGGUGCUGAAACAUCGCUCACUUGCAAAAUGUGUUGAGAGGAUAGGGGGACGCAAUGAAACACUCUUGAAUAAAAUUGCUUUGAUUGUUAUUCACAACUAACAAGUUAAUCACAAAAGAUGGUAUUUGAACCUAAACUUUGUUUUGAAAAUGACCCUUUAUAAUAAUAAUAAUAAUAAUAAUAAUCCUGGUCCCUUUUAAAAGUUGGAUAUUUUGAGCAGCAAACAAGAAACGCUACCAACCACAAGAAAUGGAUAUGAUCAGACAAGGGUCGUCGUAGACAUGAUUUGGAUUGCAUCAUAUAAGAAAAUGAUUUUAAUUGUGGUGUUGUUAUUCCCUGCAUUCCUUUUUCAAACUGUUUUCCCUCAUAACAAUAUUUAUGAAAGGUCGCUGUUGACGAUGGCCUCUUCCCAGCGCGCUGUUGCUAGAUUAGACGGGGAUAUAAUUAUCGGAGCCCUUUUCUCCGUCCAUCACCAACCUCCGGCUGAAAAAGUCCCAGAGAGGAAAUGUGGGGAAGUCAGAGAGCAGUAUGGUAUCCAAAGGGUGGAAGCCAUGUUCCAUACAUUGGACAGGAUCAAUUCUGACCCUACCCUUCUGCCAAACAUCACCCUGGGUUGUGAGAUCAGAGACUCUUGCUGGCACUCUUCGGUGGCUCUGGAACAAAGUAUUGAAUUCAUAAGGGACUCCCUUAUCUCAAUUCGGGAUGAAAACGAUGGAUCCAGAUGGUGUCUUGAUGGGUCAACCUCAUACCUCCCCCCAAGAACGAAGAAGCCGAUUGCUGGAGUCAUUGGGCCAGGCUCUAGUUCUGUGGCUAUCCAAGUCCAGAAUCUACUGCAGCUCUUCAACAUUCCUCAGAUUGCUUACUCUGCAACCAGUAUUGACCUGAGUGACAAAACCCUCUUCCAGUACUUCCUAAGGGUUGUGCCCUCUGAUACUCUUCAGGCACGGGCCAUACUGGACAUUGUCAAACGCUACAAUUGGACCUAUGUGUCUGCAGUCCACACUGAAGGAAACUAUGGGGAGAGUGGAAUGGAAGUUUUCAAGGAGCUCGCCACCCAGGAUGGUCUGUGCAUUGCCUACUCUGAUAAAAUCUACAGCAACGCUGGGGAGAAACACUUUGACAGACUGCUGCGGAAGUUGAGAGAGAGGUUACCUAAGGCCAGAGUCGUUGUGUGUUUCUGUGAAGGAAUGACAGUGAGAGGGCUGCUCAUGGCCAUGAGGAGACUGGGGGUGGCUGGAGAGUUUCUACUAAUUGGGAGUGAUGGCUGGGCAGACAGGGAUGAGGUGGUUGAAGGCUACGAGCAGGAGGCUGUGGGCGGUAUCACGAUGAAGCUAAAGUCACCGGAGGUCAUGUCCUUUGAUGACUACUUCCUGAAGCUGCGACUUGACACAAAUACCCGAAAUCCCUGGUUUGCUGAAUUCUGGCAGUACCGUUUUCAGUGCCGCAUCCCCGGAAACCCAAUGGAAAACCAACAUUACAGAAAGAUUUGCACAGGCAAUGAGAGUUUAGAAGAAAACUAUGUACAGGACAGCAAGAUGGGAUUUGUUAUUAAUGCCAUUUACGCUAUGGCUCACGGCCUGCAUGACAUGCAACAGAAUCUAUGCCCAGGCCACACAGGGCUGUGCGAAGCUAUGAAUCCCAUUGAUGGCAGCAAGCUGUUGGGGUUUCUGUUGAAGACUUCAUUCCUUGGUGUUUCUGAAGAGGAAAUUUAUUUUGAUGAAAAUGGAGACACUCCCGGCAGGUAUGAAAUCAUGAAUCUUCAAAACGUGGAACCUGGCCGGUUCGACUAUAUGAAUGUCGGCUCCUGGCAUGAAGGGAUCCUGAAUAUUGAUGACUACCGGAUUCAGAUGAACAGGAGUGGGAUGGUGCGCUCUGUGUGCAGUGAACCCUGCUUAAAGGGACAAAUAAAGGUGAUCCGAAAGGGCGAGGUGAGCUGCUGCUGGAUUUGCACUGCAUGUAAGGAAAAUGAAUUUGUACAAGAUGAGUUUACCUGUAAGGCCUGCGACCUGGGAUGGUGGCCAAACGAGGAGCUGACAGGCUGCGAACAAAUUAUUGUAAGGCACCUCGAAUGGAGUACUGCAGAGUCCAUAGUGGCAGUGGUUUUCUCGUGCCUGGGAAUCUUGGUCACAAUGUUCGUCACCUUUAUCUUUGUGCUGUACAGAGACACUCCGGUGGUCAAAUCCUCCAGCCGAGAGCUCUGCUACAUCAUACUGGCAGGGAUUUUCCUGGGCUACAUCUGUCCCUUCAUACUGAUUGCGAGGCCCACCGUGGGAUCCUGCUACCUUCAGCGACUCAUGGUGGGACUCUCCUCAUCCAUGUGCUACUCAGCUCUGGUGACCAAAACCAACCGAAUCGCCCGGAUCCUGGCAGGCAGCAAGAAAAAGAUCUGCACCAGAAAACCAAGGUUCAUGAGCGCUUGGGCUCAGGUUGUCAUUGCGUCUCUCCUAGUCAGUGUGCAGCUUACGCUGGAGGUGACCCUUGUCAUCAUGGAGCCUCCCAUGCCAGUCCUGUCUUACCCCAGCAUCAAGGAAGUCUUCUUGAUCUGUAACACCAGCAACUUGGGAAUGGUGGCCCCUCUUGGAUACAACGGGCUGCUCAUCAUGAGCUGCACUUACUAUGCAUUCAAGACCAGAAACGUCCCUGCCAACUUUAAUGAGGCCAAAUACAUAGCUUUCACCAUGUACACAACCUGCAUCAUAUGGCUGGCCUUUGUGCCUAUAUAUUUUGGCAGCAACUACAAAAUUAUCACCACCUGUUUCUCUGUGAGUCUGAGCGUGACAGUGGCACUGGGGUGCAUGUUCACUCCCAAGAUGUACAUUAUCAUUGCAAAGCCAGAGAGGAACGUCCGAAGUGCGUUUACCACCUCCGAUGUCGUGCGCAUGCACGUGGGUGAUGGAAAAGUUGCCUGUAGGAACAAUGGUUUACUAAAUAUGUUCAGGAGGAAGAAAAACAUUACUGGAAAUUCUAAUUCUAAUGGAAAGUCUGUGUCAUGGUCUGAACCAGGUGCAAGACAGCCACCAAAGGGGGAGCACAUGUGGCACAGGCUGUCGGUCCAUGUGAAGAGACAGGAGGCAGGAUCGAAUCAGACAGCAGUCAUCAAACCCCUAACUAAAUCCUACCAGAACAAGAGCCUCAACUUCUCAGACAUGAGCACCAAGACCUUGUACAACGUGGCCGAAGAAGAUGAGAGCGACCCUAUCAGGUACACCAGGCCCAACAGCCCUUCCAUGAUGGUGCACAGGCGAAUUCCCUCUAUGGAGUCACUAAAUGAAGGGGAACAACCCCAGCUGUACACACCAGAGCAUAUGCAGAAUACCUUCCUUCCCCAGCAAGUCAUGAUGGACCAGCUUGUCAGUACCUACAACACAAGCAUCCCGGACCUGAACUCCAUGAUUACCCUUCCGGGACCUGGGAAUGGAGUGAGGCCUGUCUACCAGCCCCACCUCAUGCAACAGCAGGUCUUUCCUCUUCAGAUGACCACCUUCAGUGAGGAGCCGGUUUCCCCAGUUGAGGAGAUGGAGAGUGAGCAUUUCAACCUCAUUCAAGGCUACAUGUAUGACAAUGCAGAGAUCCGUGAGGAGGAGGAGCUGGUGCAAAGCAAACUGACACUGGAUGACUCCCCGGCCCUGACGCCCCCCUCCCCUUUCAGAGAUUCGAUGGGCUCAGGCAGCUCGGUUCCAAGCUCUCCCGUGUCUGAAUCAGUGCUUUGCACACCUCCAAAUGUGACAUACGCAGCCGUCAUUCUAAGGGACUAUAAGCAAAGCUCUUCUACACUUUAAGACAGUGCAGCAAAACUGGGACACAAUAAAUCCAAGCCAAGUCAGAACCUUUUGAGCGAACAAGGCCGAAGCAAAAAAUAAGGCAAAUGAAAGGUCAACCGAUGAUUGACAUUUUUAAAGGUCUGUUUAUGCCUUUUUACUUUGGUAGAUUUAAAAAUAAAUAAGAAAACAAAGAGAAAAAAACACUUUUAAUAGCUUAUGUAACAAUAAAGGACAAAGCACAAAAUAAAUCA
This is a messenger RNA of Acipenser ruthenus (sterlet), 4165 nucleotides long. RefSeq names its product metabotropic glutamate receptor 1-like. NCBI's taxonomy places the organism in Eukaryota, Metazoa, Chordata, Actinopteri, Acipenseriformes, Acipenseridae. Gene Ontology annotation, biological process: regulation of synaptic transmission, glutamatergic; G protein-coupled glutamate receptor signaling pathway. Gene Ontology annotation, cellular component: postsynaptic density membrane. The record is from RefSeq and is a predicted model, not a curated record. The coding region runs from base 435 to 3932 and encodes 1165 amino acids. Gene Ontology annotation, molecular function: adenylate cyclase inhibiting G protein-coupled glutamate receptor activity; G protein-coupled receptor activity involved in regulation of postsynaptic membrane potential. The transcript has 10 exons.